CGUUUUUCUAUGUACCUGUUAAGCAUUGAAUUCACCAUCCGGACGGACGCGGAAUCCAACGAAUUCAUUUUCGGAGGGCUACACAGAAUAGGAAAAAGGGCUGUAUCACGUGCUGAAGCGUGGGCGUUACGUUUACAGCCAUACAACUUUAAGGUAUGUUAAAGUUCUUUUCAACAGCAAUCAUUUUAAAUUAACCAGAAUAUACAUAGGUUGCCAGAGUUCCUGGAGAAAUGAAUCUAGCUGACACGUUAUCCCGAUUGUUGGAGGAGUCGCAAUCGUCAGAACCGUUCGAUGAAGAUACGGAAAAACAUCUCCUGUACCUUUUGGAUGCCGGAACAUUGGAAUUCACUUGGAGUGACAUUGAGACAGAAGCUGAAAAAGAUGGUGAAUUGAUACAGGUAUGUGAAGCGAUCAAAACUGGACAUUGGGAUAAAAGCCUGCGGAAAUACGAGUCGGAAGCCAAGAAUCUGAGAGUUCUGGGAGCCCUAGUGUUCCUAAGAGAUAGGGUAAUUCUACCGUACACUUUACACGAAAGAGCCCUCGAGUCAGCCCAUCAAGGACACAUGGGCGCGGCUUCUAUGAAAAAAUUCUAAGGAAUUACUUCUGGUGGCCGGGCAUGGCUAAACAGGCUGAAGCGUUCGUCAAGAGAUGUGAGACUUGUUUGCGACUAUCCAGAAAAAAUCCACCCGUUCCUCUGACAAGUCGCGAGUUACCCGAUGGACCAUGGGAAAUUCUCCAGAUCGAUUUUUUCUCAUUUAAAAACUGUGGGUCUGGAGAAUUUCUGGUUGUUGUUGACACUUAUUCAAGGUACUUGCAUGUUGUGGAAGUCAAAAGCACCGAUGCCAACAGCACGAAUCAAGCGUUAAGCAGAAUAUUUGAGGUGUGGGGUUACCCGUUGGCAAUCUGCAGCGACAAUGGCCCACCAUUCCAGAGCGAAAACUUCGUCAAAACUUGGGAAGACAGAGGCGUCAAGAUCAAAAAGUCCAUCCCAUUGAGUGCCCAAUCGAAUGGGGCGGUAGAACGCCAAAACAAAGGACUCAAGGAUGCCCUUACUGCGGCAAAGGUCGACAACGUCAAUUGGAAGAUAGCGUUAGAAAAAUACUUGCAUAUGCAUAACAAAGUCAGACCAUUGUCGCGAUUGGGUGUUACACCUUUUGAAUUAUUGGUGGGUUGGCGUUUCAGAGGAACGUUCCCGUUCUUAUGGGAAUCUCUUCCGGCAGACAGCAUCGAUAGAACCGACAUACGUGAGAAGGAUGCGGUAUCUAAACUUGACAGUAAAAUAUAUGCCGAUAAGGUUAGAGGAGCAAGGACAUCGGAUAUCGUAGUCGGGGAUAAGGUACUACUGGCACGAAAUGUAAACCAAAAAGGAGAACCAACUUUUGCGGAACAUCGUUACACAGUUUUGGCUAGAGAAGGUGCGAAGGUUAUCGUACAAAGUGACCGGGGAGUUCAGUAUUCAAGAAACGUUCAAGACGUAAAGAAGAUUCCAGUAGAGCUUGAAGAGAAAGAUUACAAUGAGACAGAAGUAAACGUGGAUUUGCCUGUAAUUCAACUUCCUGAAGUGAGACCAGAUAAUGUUAAUACGCAGCGUGCAUCAGUCCCUCGAGCCCCACACAUCCCAGAACUACCGGGAGGGUGCAGUCUGGCCCUUUAUGCGGACGACAGCGGGAUUGUCGCAAACGGCAGGACUCCAGCGAUCUACCGAUCAAGACUCCAGCGGGGGGUGACGGCCUAUGUCACAUACCUUGCUUCGUGGAAAAUCAAGGUGAACGAAGCCAAGAGCCAGGCCAUUCUCUUCCGGCACCGUCAGUCACCAAAGCUCCUUCCACCACCGGACUGUUUCAUCCGGGUGAACAACAAGCCCAUAGACUGGGCCAACGAGGUCGGAUACCUCGGGGUCGUCUUCGACGAUAAACUGACGUACCGGGCCCACACCGAUGGGCUGAAACAGAAGUGCAUGUGGCUGCUUAACUCCCUGUACCCACUCAUCCGUCGACGAUCCCGACUGUCGCGCCGGAACAAGCUGGCUGUACUGAACACCAUCAUCAUUCCGGUAGUCAACUACGCAAUGCCGGUGUGGGGAACGUGCGCGGAAUCCCACAAACAAAAACUCCAAGUCGUUCAGAACCGGCUCCUACGAAUCAUCCUGGACGUUCCCUACGACAGCAGAAUCAGAUACAUGCACAGUGCAGCGGGCUGCAAAACGGUCAGGGACCGCAUCGAAGACGCGAUCGACAGCCUGUACGUGAGUGCCACCGCCUCCGAAUACCCGCUCAUAAGAGCGCUUGUUAAUUAG
Molecule: messenger RNA, 2296 nt
Organism: Aedes albopictus (Asian tiger mosquito)
Lineage: Eukaryota; Metazoa; Arthropoda; Insecta; Diptera; Culicidae
Exons: 3
Coding region: 617-2296 (559 amino acids)
Biological process (GO): DNA integration
Molecular function (GO): nucleic acid binding
Source: RefSeq, a predicted model, not a curated record